Messenger RNA from Biomphalaria glabrata, 5656 nucleotides. RefSeq names its product N-fatty-acyl-amino acid synthase/hydrolase PM20D1.2-like. The transcript has 13 exons. Gene Ontology annotation, biological process: amino acid metabolic process. Gene Ontology annotation, molecular function: hydrolase activity, acting on carbon-nitrogen (but not peptide) bonds, in linear amides. The record is from RefSeq and is a predicted model, not a curated record. Bases 161 to 1672 code for a protein of 503 amino acids. NCBI's taxonomy places the organism in Eukaryota, Metazoa, Mollusca, Gastropoda, Planorbidae.
AGGUAGUAGAUCUAUACUAGAUUCUAGAAUCUAGAUCUAUUCUAGUCUAGAUUGAGUAUAAAAAAAAAUUAGAUCUAGACUAGAAUAAUUAUUAUCUAGAUCUAUGACUAUGGGUAAUAGAUCACUCUGAGUCUAUGAUUCAUAUUAAUCAGCAACAGAUAUGUUGAAGCUAGUUAUCCUGUCGGCAUUGUCACUGCUUAUUGCAGUGCUGCUGUGUAGAACUGUUUACCUUUCUAAAAGAGGUCCCCAAGUUGCGGAAUGUAAAUCAAGUGAUUCUGAUUUCAUAGAGCUGACAGAUUCAAAAUUAAAUAAAUUUCAAGAAGCCCUGCGUUUUAAGACAGUAAGCUACGAUGACAUUGAUUACAACAAAGAGGAAUUAGGGAAAUAUGUGAAAUUCAUUAUUCAAAAUUUUCCUCAUCUUAUGAAUUGUACUUUUGUUCAAUGGGAGGUAGUGAACAAUUACAGUUUACUUUUCACUGUGAAAGGAAGUGACUCGAGCCUAAAACCUUACCUCCUCAUGGGCCACCUUGAUGUAGUGCCAGCCUCAAAUCUCAAAGCAUGGGAUGCUCCACCAUUCUCGGGUCAAAUUCUGAACGGCUUUAUAUAUGGCAGGGGUGCCAUAGAUAUGAAACAUUCUGUUAUGGCUAUUUUAGAAGCUGCUGAAUACCUUGUAAUAAAGGGAAUAGUGCCCAAGCGCUCCUUUUACAUCGCUUUUGGUCAUAAUGAGGAGCUUUUUGAUGGUAGUGAAGCAUAUAAAUUGGCCCAGGAGAUAGUGAAACAAGGCGUCACAGAAUUGGAAUUUAUUUCAGAUGAAGGAAUGCCUUUGUCUGAAGGUCUUUUGCCAGGCGUUUCAGUACCUGUUGCUAGUAUUGGUGUAAGUGAAAAAGGUUCUUUGUUGAUGAAGUUAUCUGUCCAUGGUGAGCCAGGUCACUCCUCCAUGCCGCCGAGGGAGUCAACAAUUGGAAUUCUUGCCAAUGCUGUGAACAAUCUUGAGACCAACCUGCACCCAAGUAUGUUAGGUCAAGGAGUUGAGACUGAUAUGCUAGAACAACUUGUACCAGAGAUGAAUAUCUUUCAACGAGUUUUGAUGGCCAAUAUUUGGUUCUUUAAGCCUCUUUUAUCUUGGGUAAUGUCCAUGAAACCUUUGACUAGUGCAACCAUUAGAACAGUGACCGCUGUAACAAAAUUCCAGGCUGGUAUCAAGAAUAACAUCAUUCCUCCGCACGCUGAAGCUAUAGUGAAUCAUAGAAUACAUCCAUCUCAGACAGUUGAUGAGGUUAUCAAAUUUGACAAAUCAGUUAUUGCUGAUGAUCGAGUCAACAUAGAGGUGUUAAAUAAGAUGGAGCCCCACCCAGUUGCAGGCUAUGGAAAGAAAGAUUUUGGCUUUCAGGUUUUAAAAACUACCAUAAAUCAAAUCUGGCCGAAAGCACUUGUUGUUCCUGCUAUAAUGCUAGGCAACACUGACACUCGCUUCUAUCUCAACUUUACCAAAAAUGUGUAUCGCUUCUCACCAACCUACAUGUAUCCUGGAGACGCCGCUCGGUUCCAUGGCAUCAAUGAGCGUUUGUCCAUUAAAAACUACGAACAGGCAAUCAACUUUUUCUACCACUUGAUGAGAAAUGCUGACCGUGCUGAUUUAGUAUCUACUCAUGAAGGUCACCACGACCUAUAGAUAACGGGGAAAAAGUGCAUGCUAACAUCAUAGGUUAUACAUACCUUCAAUGUAUUUUUUCGACAUUUUGCUAGCAUCUUUUGAUGCAUGGCAUUGAAAUUUUUAUUUAUAAAAGUCUAAUGAGUUUAAUGAACAAUUCGUUGUACAUGGUGUUUUGAGAUUCAAAGAGAUUUUUUUAAAUUAUGUAUUUAUAUAUAUAUAUAUAUAUAUAUAUGUAUAUAUAUAUAUGUAUAUAUAUAUAUAUGCACAUUAUUUUCAGUGUAUUUGUUCAGCCUGUGUGUAUGUGUAUUUUUACAGCCUAGGUAUUUGUAUAGCCUGUGUGUAUUUAGUGACAAACUUCAAGCCCCUCCUCAUUGUCAUUAAUCAUGCUUUUAAUGCCAGGUCAGUAAAUUUCACAAUAUUAUGCACAUUUAUUAUUGUUUAUUAUUAGGACCCACUCAGCAUAUUGAAAGAUAUUUUAUAGCUACGGACAUAUUUGCAAUACAUUGUGUUUUAUGUAUCAAAUGCUUUUAAUAUAUGUUUGUUAUUAGUUGUUUAAGCCGUCAGAUCACACUAUUUGUUUUGUAUGGGAGAAAACAAAAAGGUUUGCUUUUCUCUCAGUGAUUAUGUUGUCUGUAUUGGACAGGGGCAAAAAGUGCCUACCUUUUCAAACUAUUUUUAAUUUUAGUGUUUGGGCAAAAAGUGCCUACCUUAAUUAAUUAAUUUAUUUUUAUUUUAUUGUUUGAAUAAAAAGAAUAUUUUGUCAAUUAAAAAUGUAAAGAAAUAUAAUCAUUAUAAAAUGAUUGAUGGAGAAUCAACUAAUUUAAGUAACCUUGAAACAGUGGCCUGAAGAAGUCACAUCAUCUAAGAUAAAACUGCACUUAUAAUUCAAUUCAACAAAUCAACUCACCAUGAUUAUUUAUUUCAUUUUAUCAUAUAGAGUUUGUAUUGUACUUAAUUAGUGUGAGAAUCCUUCCAUGUUGUCUAAUACGUCUCUAACAAGAUAAUAUAAGAACUGAAAGUGGAAUGUUCAAUUCAAUGGUAAAAUCUAUGAGUUUAUUCACACUCUGCCUAGUGACCUCUUUAGUCAUUUCUUGUUUGUCUACAGUACUUUUUUUUUCCAAAAACUGCUAUCUAUUAGAAUUGUAAAUGGAGCUCUGCCAUAAAUUACCAGCUGCUUGACUUUCCAUUUUUGUUUUGUUGUUACAACGUCAUCCUUUGCAGUAUUACACUAGUUUAUAAAACAUUUCUUUUCAAAGCAGCCAUACAUAAACAUAUUAUUACUUUCACUGCAGGAAUACAUAAACAUAUUAUUACUUUCACUGCAUAAUGGCUGCCUGGUCGUGCGGUUUUAUCGCUGGACUGUCGUUCGUAUUUCUCGAUGGUCGAGAGUUCAAACCCAGCCUGCUCCCAUCCCCCGUCGUCCUGCGGGAGGUUUGGACUAGGAAGUAAACUAUCUUCAACUGAAGGAACAUCCGAAACAUGUCAAACAUUUUACAACAAACAAACAUAAGCAUACUAUUUAUUGACAUUUUUUCAGACUUUCUGUAGAUUUUGUUUGCUUGCCAACUUCUGGCAGAAAACAUUUCGUGUGCUGUAUUUUCCCAUCUAGUUCUUUUGUUGGGUUUUGAUUGUCUUUUUUUUUUUUUUGGUCUAGUUGCCAGAAUGUCAUUAUACUAAAUGCUGCAUCUAAUGGUUCAUACAUUUUAAAAUAAAAAUAAAGGACAGCAAUGUUGCGAUCAUGUGAUGGCCCAUCUGUCUAUAUCAGUCUGUGGCAUUUUACAUCUGAAGAGUCAAUCUUUUUCCUUUCCAACUUUACUUGUGACUAAAGUGACCAAUCCUUGAUAGCAUGUUGAUAAUAAAGCCAAAAGUCUUUUUCUUUAUUCAUGAAGUUGCUGAAAAGUAAAAAAAAAAAACUUUACAAUCAUUUUUUAAUAAUGUUUUUUUUUUAGUUGUUGAAAGUCAUUAGAAAAUCAGUUUUAUGAUAGCAGCAAGUAGAUUGUUCAAUUCUAAAAAGUGCUGCUGCUGUUUCCUUGAAAUAAUGUGUAUAAUGACCAUAACGGUUGAUCGUAGUAAAAAAAAAGAUAUAUUAUUAUAUUACAUAUUUUGUUUGUUGAUCAUUGAUUGCUCAUUGAUUUGAAAUAGUAUAUGAUGCUGUAUACAUAUGUCAUGCAUUUAUUGAACUUUGUCUUUCUUUGUCUUGGUCUCAACAAUACAGAUGAUUGUACUUACUAGUAUCAAUAAUCGACUACAAACCCUGAUAACACUCCAUGUGACUUUUGUAAACAGCAUUAUGAUUACAUUAGCAAGCGAUGUUAGGUUUUUUCAUUAAUGCAUUUGGAACACUGAUACAAUUCAUUAGCUCAAUAUUUCAAAAAUGUUCUCUGUAUGUUGUGAAACUAGUUGAAUAGAAGCUACAUGUUGAUUUUUGUUUUUUUUAAAUUCUGCUAAAUGAACAUUUACAGCAGGAUUUUUAUGUGACAUAUCCUAUAACUAAAAUAAACUUAAACUAACUCGGCAACAGUGUUUACUCCUACCGAAAAAACAAUAGCUCAGGUCACUUGGUGUCCAGGGUAAGACUAUAAGCUCCCACAGGGGAGUCUUGAGAGGGUAUUAAGAAAAAAAAUGAAAAAGAAAUUUAAAGACUUCUAAUUAUAUAACACAAUAUUCUUCUUCUUUUUUUCUUUGCAUAUCUAUUUACAUAUUUUUGGAAUUUAAUUUUCAAGUGAUGUUAAAUCAUUGAAACAAGUUUUUUGUUUUUUUUUCGAAAAAGUUUUCAAGUUGCUUGUAUAAGAAAAAUUCCCCCUCGAUCUAGCAAAUGGGUUAUGAGAGAGCACUGUUUCUUCAGAGAGUCAAAAAUUCAUUCCCCUCGUGUCUGAAAAACAGUUUUUCUCAUAGUAGGUAGGUAAGAAGGGUUAAUACACAUGUCAAAUGGAAUCUAAUAAUGAAGGAGACAGCACUGGUCAAUACUAUUAUGCUAAGGAUAUUUCAGAUGUACAUAUAGUACGCAAACGUUUGUAAUUGGCAUGAUUGUAAGAUUAUCUUCAUGUCUUAAUUUUGUUGUGGAUCCUUUUUUUUUAAUGCAAGCAUGUUCAACAUAACAAUGUAAGAUGAAGAAAUUUGACAGUUCUGAUAUAAGAAAGUUGAAAAGAAUGGCAUUAGCAGAGACAUUUUGAAAUGUCUUCUUCAAAAAGUUUGUAUUUCAUUAUUGUUGCAGAAGCCUCUUACGAAGAUAAUGUAUAUUUUAAAGGGUCCUAUUUAAAAGAUGAAACAUCUCUAAUUUAAUUUAUUUUUUUUAACUUUUAUCAUUUGAGUUGGUGAAUAUUUCAACUCCACAUCCCACUGUUACACCCACCGAGCCCCACAGUUUGAGAUACGCCGCUUUACUAUUACAUUUUACCUUUUCAUUGUGAAUACUUUUGGUAAGUCACAAAAUUAUUAUUUGGCAUAAAGCUCAUCUAGAACAGUUGUAGUUAACAAAUAAUAGACCAGUGUUUCAAGAGCGACAAGAAGACAAUGUGGCUUAGCUGCACCUUAAAUUCCAUUGUAAUAAAUAGUUGUAUCCAAACAAAUCUAAAAUCUGAAUGGGACUUUCAUACUAAUAAAAUUAUUAAUUAUAUAACGGAAACUUUCAAACAAAACAUUGACUGGCAUUCAGUAAAGGCGAAGUGUUUUAACUACUAUUAUGUAUCCCAUUGUUGUAAUAUUUGUAAGACUAGUUAAACAGACAUUCCACUUUUUUAAAGAUUUUUUAUUAUACUUUAUUUUUAGAAAUAUGUUGUUGUUUUUUUAAUAUUUUUUUUAAAUUAACACUUUGCUUUUUCUGCUAAUAAGCAAUAUAUUAGUGAUGCAUUCAUUCUUUUUUUUUAAGGCUGUUGAUUAUUUUUAAUAUAUGUUUUUAUUUUUGUAUUAAUUUAUAUUUUAUCAUUGAUUUUUUAAUCAUAAUGAAUGUUACACAUGAUUUUCUUGUAAAGUAUAGAUUGUAUAAAAAUAUUACGAAAUUCU